This is a messenger RNA of Salvelinus fontinalis (brook trout), 6274 nucleotides long. RefSeq names its product zinc finger protein 585A-like. Gene Ontology annotation, biological process: regulation of transcription by RNA polymerase II. The coding region runs from base 443 to 3475 and encodes 1010 amino acids. The transcript has 2 exons. The record is from RefSeq and is a predicted model, not a curated record. Lineage: Eukaryota; Metazoa; Chordata; Actinopteri; Salmoniformes; Salmonidae. Gene Ontology annotation, molecular function: RNA polymerase II cis-regulatory region sequence-specific DNA binding; DNA-binding transcription factor activity, RNA polymerase II-specific.
AGAAGUAAAGUGAAACGUCUGCAUGCAUUUUACGACAUUUCGCCGUGCAUGUGAUUUGCAUAUCGGAUCAUGUAAAAUGCCAACUCUCAAGUGCCAAUGAUUGCAGAAAAUAGUUAGCUAGAUUAGUUAUCAAUCGGUAGUUUAGGUUGCUGUGUUUGUCUAGUUCUUUCUAAACCUGACCACACUGCGUCUGGUGUGGAGAGAGGAAUAGCAUACCGUAGACAGUAGGAUAGAUAUGCAGUAGCAACAACAAGCCUUGGAUCGUGUGAGAUGAUGAUAGGAUUUUUAUUUUCUUUGAAUCAAAUCUAACCAAAGCUUCAAUUGCUACCUGCAGAAGCAGACAAAAAUGUUGUUUAUAGAAUAGCACACCAGACUUCGUUGGUUUGCAGCCUCUGGUUUUAUUCGCACUCUUUCUGUUCGGAUAUAUAACACAUCAGAGAAAAUGGCGGAACUUGAGAAGGAAGGACUGAACCAAACAAUGCAUGAGUACCAAGAUGAAGAUGAGCCCCAUUAUACUGAUGACACUAAGACAAGCAAGAUGCAAGACGACGCAAGUUUCGAGGAAAAGCUAAUUGAAGAGGUCAGAAGGUACAACAAUUUGUACAACACCUCAUUGAAAGACUAUAAAGACUUCACAAUAACCAGUAACAGCUGGAAGGAGAUAGCCCAAACUCUCAGAGUAGAAGAACAGAUUUGCAGGACGAAAUGGAAGAAAUUGAGAGACAGAUAUGUCAGACUGAGGAGGAAAAUUAAGGGGAAGAGUGGGGAUGCAGCAUCAGGAAUACAAACACAAAUACUCACCACACUGUCCUGGCUGUCUGGCUAUAUAAAACACAAGGAGACAAAGUCAGACUAUCCACAGGCAGAGGAGAUGGACACCCCAGAAGACCUGCAAGAUGACAACCUGAGCGAGCAGGAACACUUCCACAGUUCUAAUAAUGAACAACAAGAUGGGCAUUUGGCAGUUAGGAGGAAUGUAAUAUUAGAACGAACUAAAUUCAACCAAAGACAACAAGAAGCAGGAGAGACAGCUGAUGAUUUUAUCUCUGCACUUCAUUGUUUGUCAGAACAUUGUGGUUAUGGAGCUCUCCUCGGUGAGAUGAUAAGAGACCGACUAGUCGCAGGCUUACUUGACAGAAGACUGUCCAAGCAAUUACAAAUGGACCCAGAACUAACACUGGAUAAAGCUGUCGCACGCAUUCGUCAAACUGAACUUGUGGAAAAGCAACAGGACCUGCCAGAGUAUACCUUCAAAGCUGCCAGCAGCAGAGAAAAUGAAAGCCGUGUGCUUUCAUAUAGAAAGCAUCAAUGCCCAGCCAAUGUCCAGUGCCAAUCAGAGAAGAAGAAUCAAAACUCAGAAAGACCACAACAACCCCAAACAACACAGGAGAAUGCAGAAGAUCCCCUAGAUACUGAUGACACUGAUGGCUUCAGUCCUGGAGGAGAGAAGCCUCACUACUGCGCCUACUGCGGUAGGAGCUUUCAAAAAGUGAGGGAUCUUAUAAGACACCAGCGAACACAUACUGGAGAGAAGCCUCACCACUGCCCUGAUUGCGACAGAAGUUUUGCUCGAUUAGAUAAGCUUAAAUUACACCAGCGAACACAUACUGGAGAGAAGCCUCACCACUGCCCUGAUUGCGACAGAAGUUUUGCUCGUUUAGAUAAGCUAAAGAUCCACCAAGAAAUGCAUAUAGGAGUGAAGUCUCACCACUGCCCUGAUUGCAACAGAGGUUUUGCUCGUUUAGAUAAGCUUAAGUCACACCAAAAAAUACAUGCAAAAGACAAACAUAUUUUUCACUCCUCUGACUGUGUGAAAAGCUUUGUCCUAUUGGAGAAGCUUGAAAAACACCAGCUGGAGAAUACCUUCAAAGCUACCAGCAGUGCAUCCAAUGUAGAUCGUGUGCUCACACAGCAGAGAACAUUCAGCAAAGUCAGAGAGAGUAAAAGGCAGCAGAGUAAAAUACGAGCUAGAGCUCCCGGAAAGAGAACACCAUCACAUAGCAAAACAAUGCAUGAGAAGGAAGAGGAGCCCCUAGAUACUGAUGACUCUGAUGAUUGGAUUGAGGGUUUCGGUCCUGGAGGAGAGAAGCCUCACUACUGCUUUGACUGUGGUAAGAGCUUUAGAAAAGUGAGGGAUCUUAUAAGACACCAGCAAACACAUACAGGAGAGAAGCCUCACCACUGCCCUGUUUGUGACAGAACUUUCGCUAGAUUAGAUAAACUUAAAUUACACCAAGAAAUACAUACAGGAGUGAAGCCUCACCACUGCCCUGAUUGUGAGAGAAGUUUUGCUCGAUUAGAUAAUCUUAAAUUACACCAAAAAAUACAUAUUAAAGAGGAACAUGUCACACUGAACCAUCAAACUAAAAUGAAUGUUGACUGUUUGCACACACAGCAGAGAACAGCCAGCAGAGGCAGGCAGAAGAGUAAAAUGCAAGCUAGUGCACCAGGGGGGAAAAUGGUCCAGUCACAGCCAGGCAAAGACUCCACUUACAGAAGUUCAGUUCAAAAGAAUCAACACUCAGAAAAACUGCAACAACCCCAAACAACGCAGGAGAAUGAAGAGGAUCCUGAAGGUACUUCUGAUAACUGGACCAAGAGUUUCAGAACUGUAGAGAAGCCAUACAUCUGCUCCGACUGUGGUAAGAGCUUCAGACUAGAGAAUCGUCUUUUAAGACAUCAGCGAACACAUACAGGAGAGAAGCCUUACGACUGCCCUGACUGUGACAAAAGUUUUGCGCGAUUAGAUCAUGUUAAGUCACACCAAAAAACACACAUGAAGGAGGAACGUAAUUUCCACUGCUCUGACUGUGUGAAAAGCUUUGUCCGAUUGGAACAGCUUGAAAAACAUCAGCUAACACACAAGAAAAGUUACAGCUGUUCAAAGUGUGAGGAAAGGUUUUCAGACCUGGUUGACUGGAAAGCACACUUUUUAGUACACAGAGAGAUCCUCCACUGUCCUGACUGUGACAAGCAGUUCUUAUACAAGGGACUUUUUGAAAGACACAGGAGAACACAUUUGAGAAAAAGAGAAAAAUUUCUCUGCACAAUAUGUGGGAAGGAAAUUCACAACUUUAAAAUACACAUGCGAGUACACACGGGAGAGAAACCAUAUCACUGCACUGAGUGUGGGAAGAGUUUUGCAUAUACGAAAUCGUACAAAACACAUAUAUUAACACAUACCUCUGGAGAAAGAGCAACCUAUCCUUGUUUGGAAUGUGGAAAGACAUUUACUCGCAUAGAUGGCAUGGUGAGACACGUGAGGAGGGUUCAUACUGGAGAGAGAAAUCAUCAGUGCGGAGACUGUGGGAAAAGAUUCUUUCGAAAAGAGUCAUUGAAGAGACACAGUCUAGUUCACACUGGAGAGAAACCAUACCAAUGCUCUGUCUGUGGGCAACGCUUCUCCCAAGAUGGCGACAGAAAACGUCACGAGAAGAGGCACUACUCUGGUGUCUCAGAUUUCCUCGAUCUAUAAUGCAGAAGUGGUGUUUGGCAUUGCAGGAAUCCACCCAAUGUGAUUUCUAACCAGUUGUUCUUUCGCCUCCAGGUGGCCUGGAAUUGCCACCACAGACUGUAGCUGAUACACAACAAGUCUGAGUAUUACUGUUAGCAUAGCAGUAUUUCUUUUUUUCCAAAAGUCUUAUUUUAAAUGUGUUUUAAUAUUUUGUUUCAACAAAAGCAUAGUAUACUAUCAAUAGGGGUCAUUGUUCAAUUAUGGGCCUUCCCCAUUGGUGAUUUGCAGUCAGCUAUAUUGUAUUAAAGAUGCACAAUGCAGAUAUCGCUCCACAAUUUUCCUGGUUGCUAAAAUUCUAAUAGAUCGCCUAAUUUCAGUUUGUGACAUAACAAGCAAGGAUUGUGUACAAUUGUACCAUCUAUACCGGUUGUGAAAUAUAUUUUCCAGAACCAAAAAUAAUGUAUUUUCAGCUCGUGUCCAAAACCGAAAGUAAAAGAGGGCAACUUCCGAAUGGGAAGCGUAGAAAUCUAUCGCUUCUUAGACUUGAUUUCGAAGAGAAUUACAGAUCUAUAACACACAUUUAUGUGAAUUUGGUCAAGUCGCACAAGAAGUUACAUAUUGCAGCUUUAAUGUUGAUAUUUUGAUUAUCAGGUGGGCCACACGCUACUUUGAAAUAAUGCCUAUGAAAGGUUACCAACUACGACCUUCAGCGAGUGUAUACGUUUGUCUGGAAUGUGCUCUUAAGCUGCAGAGGUCAAACAAAUUCUCCAGCUGGCUGCCACCAAUGAGGUAUCAGCGACCCGGAGUUAGGGCAGGGCGGGCAUCUACAGAUCAGAUGCACCACUGAACACUACAGACAAAACCCAAUACCUUGCCUGGCUAACCAUUUACAUCGAUCCAGCCAACUGACGUUUCUUCUCCACGAUGAGUCUGGAUUUGCCUUAGAUUUCUAGAAUACGAACACAUUCUGACCGUUCUGAUUGAUCCCAGAAAUCGAUGGGUUGGCCCAGCGCCAGCCUCCAUGAUGAUGUUAUCAACUUUGCAUGGUUAAGAUUUGUUAGACUAUCCAAUCGCUGAUUAAUUUGUUUUGUACAAUGCUCCUCAUUUUGAAGUCGCACAAACGACUUCUAGGUUGGCAAUGCCUUCAGAAAGUAUUCAUACCCCUUGACUUAUGCCACAGCCUGAAUUCUAAAUAGAUUUUUUCCCUCCACACACACAUUACCCCAUAAUGACAAUGUGAAAACAUGUUUUUUGAAAUGUUGCAAAUUUAUAGAAAAUGAAAUACAGAAUUUACACCCCUUUCAUAUGGCACUCCAAAUUUGAGUUCAUGUGGAUCCAAUUUCCUUCGAUCAUCCUUGAGAUGUCACUACAACUUAAUUGGAGUCCACCUGUGGCUUUAUAUAGACAGGUGUGUUUCUUUCUAAAGGUCCCACAGUUGACCGUGCAUGUCAGAGCAGAAACUAUACCAUGUCCAAGUCCAAGUAACUGUCCAUAGAUCUCAGAGAGAAUUGUGAUGAGGCAUAUAUCCUGGAAAGGGUAUCGUAUAAAACAAUUUCUAGAGUGUUGAAAGUUUCCAAAAGCACAGUGGUCUCCAUCAUUGGAAAAUGGAAAAAAUGCGGAACUACCCAGACUGCCUAGAGCUGGCCUUCCGACUAAACUGAGCAACCGGGUAAAAAGGACCUUGGUCAGGGAGGUGACCAAGAAUCCAAUGACCACUCUGAAAGAACUAGAGUUCCUUGACUGAGAUGAAAAACCUGUCAGAAGGACGACGGUCUCUACAGCACUUCACCAAUCUGGGAUUUACGGGAGCGUGGCCAGACAGAAGACACUCCUGAGAAAAAGGCACAUGACAGCACCCCUGGAGUUUGCAGAAAAGUAUGAACGACUGAAAGAAUAAGGCAAAAUAUUCUGUGGUAUGAUAAGAUCAUUUUUACUCUUUGGCCUGAAUGCAAAGCGCUAUGUCUGGAGAAAACCAGGCACAACUCAUCACCCGUCUAACACCAUCCCUUUUGUGUAGCAUGAUAAUGGCAGCAUCCUGCUAUGUGGAUGCUUUUCAGCGGCAUGGACUAGGAGACUUGUAAGGAUGGAAGGAACAAUGAAUGGAGCCAGAUACAGGCAAGUCCUUGAUGAGAACCUGCUUCAGAGUGCAAACAACCUUAGACUGGGGCAAAGAUUUACGUUCCAACAGAACAAUGACCCCAAGCAUACAGCCAAAGCAAUGCUGGAAUGGCUUCAGAACAAGAACGUGAGUCCUUGAGUGGCCCAGACUUGAAUCCAAUUGAAAAUCUGUGGAAAAACUUUGAUUGCUGUUCACUGCCACUCCCCAUCUAACUUGAGGUUGAGAAAAUCCAGAUGUGCCACGCUGAUGCAGAUAUACCCAACACGACUCAAAGAUGAAAAAAACAAAGUCUACAAAGUAUUGCCUCAGGGGUGUGAAUUAUGUAAAUUAGAGAUUUAAUUUUCAAUACAUUUUUUAAAACAUGUUAUCACUUUUUCAUUUUCGGUAGAUGGGUGUGAUUUUUUUUAAGUAAAAAAAAAAGUUGAAUUCAGGCUAACACAAUGUGGUCAAGUGGUAUCAAUACUUUAUGAAGCCAAUGUACGUAGCGAUAGAUAGAGCAGCAGAAUUAGGUUCAGGGUGUCGGCAGGCAACCCAAUACCGUCAUUAGUUAGGCUUUUAAAUGUCACUAGAUGGGGAAGAUGUUCACAUUAAGAUGUUUUUGUUUUUAAUCAUGUUCUUAUUUGUAUAUUGUUGUACCCCCUGUGUUAUACAAUCUGCAUUGCAAACUAGAAUUUUGAAUAAAAGAUAAGGCAUAGUUCAAA